Messenger RNA from Capronia epimyces CBS 606.96, 2781 nucleotides. RefSeq lists its product as uncharacterized. The transcript has 3 exons. Bases 1 to 2781 code for a protein of 926 amino acids. Gene Ontology annotation, molecular function: zinc ion binding; DNA-binding transcription factor activity, RNA polymerase II-specific; DNA binding. Lineage: Eukaryota; Fungi; Ascomycota; Eurotiomycetes; Chaetothyriales; Herpotrichiellaceae. Gene Ontology annotation, biological process: regulation of DNA-templated transcription; DNA-templated transcription. The record is from RefSeq and is a predicted model, not a curated record.
AUGCAGAGCUAUUCAAUGACAUCGGGGCCUCCGCCAGGCCCGAAGAAUUAUGUCUUCGUCGACGAGCACAACAGACACAAGCGCCUCAAGGUGAUGCGCGCUUGUGAAGGAUGUCGGCGCCGUAAGAUCAAGUGUGAUUCCGCCACCACCAACACGUGGCCUUGCGCUGCCUGUGUGCGAUUGAAACUCCCCUGCGUGCCUCCCGCAGGAGGAGCCGAAGGCGAGCAAGGCGAUUUUUCUCAAAGCAGCGCUGUCGAGGAAUCGAAUGAGUCGCUGUCGUACCUGCCGACACCAGCCGCGUCGACAUACCGACCCCAAAACUAUGGCUCUGCCGCUCCCAACUUCCAGCUCAACCAGAGCGACGCUUUUCCCUACGAUGCGUACGCCACCAAUUAUCAGAAGCCAUCCUUCGACAUCGGUAAUAAACAAUAUGGAAGCUAUUUCCCGGAUCCGCAACACUUCUCCGAGACGCUGAACGACGCGUACCAGUCCAAUUCUCAGGUCUACGCACAGGCUCAACCUGACUCGCAAUGCCCUCUGAGACAAGACCGUGCUGGCUCCUCGCCUAUCGAUCAACUUACAGCCGAAGAGCUCAUGGAACAUCUUGGCUCAUUGAAGAUCGGAGAGAAUGGGGUCGCGCCGUAUCUGAGGUCGGAAAAGAAGGACAGCAAGGAGGCCGAUGCGCCGGUUCAGGAUCCCGAACCUGAGAUCAAGAUCCCGGUUGUCUUCAACACUGGUGCCGGCUCCCAGAUCAGGAUUCCUCCGGCUCUGAUGCCCUCUCAGGAAGAUGCCAUGCAUGCUUUCAAGACUUUCUUCCAUGAUGUCCAUCCCUAUGUACCGGUAUUGAACAGACGGCAGUUCUAUGAUCAGUGGCGUAAUGGCACCGGGUCCAUCUCGCCUCUGGUUUUGGAGGCUGUUUUCGCCAAUGCUGGCCGCCUGUCUGACGAUCCUGCCCAAGGUGCACAGUGGCUUGCUCUGGCAAAUAAGCAUGAGGCGUGCUUCUUGGACAGCCCUCGGCUAAGCACCCUACAAGCCUUGCUCCUUCUACUCAAGGCUCGAGAAAGCGCGCCCAAACGAGGCUACUACUAUCGAUCCUGGAUGACUUGCAAGACAGCCGUCAGCAUGGCCAAGGAUCUAGAACUGCACGAACACCACGAGGUCCAUGCCGCGGGCGAACCGUGCGGGUCAGAUCCCGUGGAAUGUCUGACUAAGACCCGCGUCUGGCAAGCUCUCCUGAUAUGCGAGACCAUGGUCGGAGGGCCACAAGGCCGCACCGAUCUGGGGGUCGACCCUAACUCUGUCGACAUCAGCACUUGCCCACCGUGCUCGGACAUGGACGACUUCGAGAAAGCCAUCUCCAGGCAGUUUGCCUAUUUUGUUCGCAAUAUUCGAAACAUCCGCCUCAUCACCGACGUGUCGCACAAGCUCAAGAAAAAGAAGGACUGGGGCUUGGACCAGAGAUUUGUGACAUACAAUGCGGCCUUCAAGAAAUGGCCCGACGAACUCCCACCGGAUCUUCAAGUCGUAUUGCCGUCCAACGGUGGCAUGCCAUCGUUGCCUUCUCAUUUCGUGGGAAACAUGCACUCUCAUUAUCAACUCGGGAUUGUCAUGCUCCACCGACCGCAACUCAAGGCGUCGGAAUCAUUCGCGGCGGACAGUCAAUGGAGACACCACAUGAGCGUGUGCUACAACUCGGCCAAGGUGCUUUGUCGCCUGCAGGAAGCGAUUUUGGCCCGAUUCGACCUGGCCGGUCUGCUCUGUAUGCAGCGCGGCAUCAACUUCACCAUCUACGCCAUCUUGACCUGCGUCAUGCUCCAUUUGAUCGCCGUCGCGUCUCCGGACCCCGAAUACAACUCCGAAGCGCGGGCCUACUUUGUCCGUCACAUGCGCAUCUUGGAACGCUGUGUCGCCGCCUGGCCGAUGCCUGAGACCGAAGCACAGAUCAAUGCCCUGCGGGCUGCCUUCUCGGCGGACCUCAACAAGCCGUUCGAGCUUAAGGAGUCAUUCCCGCUCGGCUCUCCAUCCGAUCAUUCGCGAUCGUCGCCUCUAUCCCAGCUCUCGAACGAGAAGCAACCUCAACACCACCCCCACCACCACCCACCACCCCAACCACCCCCGGCCCCGACCCAAACACACCACCUCGUUGAUCUCCAGCAACCUCAACCGGGGUCUUACUUACCCCCGCACCUGACGCAGAUGCGUGGGCAGACGCCGUAUCUAGCGACACCACCAGUGUCGGCAUACUCGAACGACUCGAAGCCGCAGACGCCCAUCUUCCCGCACACCACUUACGACCUGGAUCAGCAGUUCCCCUCCAACCUGUCAGUGUCGGGUGGCGGCUUCUACCCGCAGACCGCGGCAGCCCCGGCGCCCAACAUCGACAUUCAAUGGAACCCAACGCCGAUCAUCGACCAGUUCGACACGGCGUUCGCAAUCCCGCCUUCCGCUCUGGCCCCGCCGCCGUCCAUGUACGGCGGUACGGGCACAUCGCCGCCGCCACCUGGUACGAUGCAAAGUUUCGCACCUGCAGGGUCUCCCACAUAUGGUACUGCUGGAGGGUACACGCAACAGCAGCAGCAACCACCGCCACCACCACCAUAUUUUGCUCAGCGACAGCACUCGCAGCCAUACCAAGAGACCACUUCCUCGCCGAUUGCUGGAGCCUACUCUGCCACGCCCGGGGCACCCAUGUUUGUCACGCCUCGGCAGUGGCAGCAAAGUGUGGCUCAUGUCAUUGAUUCGGCUGGCUUGAAGCGACGAUGGGACUUUGGGCAGGAUUGA